This is a messenger RNA of Arvicola amphibius (Eurasian water vole), 979 nucleotides long. RefSeq names its product small leucine rich protein 1 (gene Smlr1). Bases 491 to 697 code for a protein of 68 amino acids. The record is from RefSeq and is a predicted model, not a curated record. The transcript has 2 exons. NCBI's taxonomy places the organism in Eukaryota, Metazoa, Chordata, Mammalia, Rodentia, Cricetidae.
CAGCCAGGCAGUUUAGCAUGAGGGAAAUAUGUUUUUCCUUUCCCAGCAUUUGUUACAUUAACUGGGUGCAUUAUUAGCGUGACUAUUAUGUCAUUUUUAGCUCUGAAAUUUAGGAAAUGGAGUAAAGGAUUUUUCUGUGUCUGGGACUACAUAGGAGGAAGAAACACAUAGCAAAAAGAUUUGCUGAAGUCAGAUAUUCAAUCUCAGCUCAUCAGAGCCAUCCCAAUUCCUGCUGGGAAAUAAGUAUCUCAGGGAGAGCUUGGGCAACUUACUCUUCAGUUUCUCUAUACCCUGGAGCUGAGUUACAGAGUAACCCGAAAACAAUGCUCCAGAAUUCACCCCACUAAUAAACCAGAGCAAAGUUCACAACAGGUUCCAUGGAUAGAAGUGCAGAGCAAAGGCCAGAGCUCCAGGGAAGGGCUACCACAGAGCAGGGACAGUCACCUGUCUUAAGCGAGGAUUCCUGAGCCAGCUGCAGCUGUGGCAGGCCAUGAGCUCUGUGCUAUCAAUCGUCUUGCAGGAACUCCCAGGCCCGUUCCUAGUUCUGGGGAUCUUCCUGCCUGUGACUUUGCUGCUUUUCCUCCUGAUUGCCUACUUCAGGAUCAAACUGAUAGAGGUUGAUGAAGAACUGUCUCAAAUUUCUGAUCGCCAAAACAAGCACAGUCCUUCUCUAUACAGGCGGAUGAGACGAAGAUGACUAUGGGGAUCAUUCAGUGGAGAAAGAACCAUGAAUUUCACAAGGCCACAGAACAGUGGUCCAACAGAUCCAUGGAGAAAUGAGAACAGUGGAUACAUCAGCUACUACUAGAGGACUUCUGUGUGAUCUGAUGUUAAUGGCAGUUCUUCAGAAAGUACCAAGGACUUAAAUUUUUCUUUCAUUUGCUCACUGCAUGAGGCACAUCUCAAGUUUCUUUUGUUAUGACUAUGUUUAUUUACUUGGAAGAGUGUUUUUAAAAUAAAAUUUGUAGACCGAAUCAUA